AUGGGUGAGGAUGGAAAUACCAGCACCUUCAACAUCUCCUACACCAACUUCUUCCUGGUGGGUUUCCCUGGAUUGCAAGAGUGGAGGCCCCUCCUGGUCCUGCCUCUUACCUUCCUCUAUGUGACCAUCAUCUCUGCCAAUGCCCUGGUCAUCCACACAGUAGUUGCCCAGCGAAACCUGCAUCAGCCCAUGUAUGUGCUCAUUGCUCUGCUCCUGGCUGUCAACAUUUGUGCUGCCACAGCUGUGAUACCUAAAAUGCUGGAGGGCUUUGUACAUUAUGCUAACCCCAUAUCACUGCACGGCUGCCUGGCCCAGAUGUUCUUUAUCUACUUCACCCUUCUUCUGGACUACAACCUCCUUCUGGCCAUGGCCCUGGACCGUUAUGUGGCCAUCUGCCACCCACUCCGCUAUACUGACCUGAUGACCUCCCGCCUGCUGGGCCUGCUGGCCAUUCUUGCCCUGACACGGAGCCUGGGAGUGGCAGUGCCCUUGGUGGUGCUAACCGCACAAGCUCAAUUCUGCCGGACAGGAGUGAUUCAACACUUCACCUGUGAGUACAUUGCACUACUGAGCAUAGCUUGUGGAGACCUGACUUUCAACAGCCAGUUGGGGCUGGUUAUGCGAUUGGUCACUGUGACCUUUGAUCUAACCCUGCUGGGGACCUCCUACACUCGCAUCAUUUAUGCUGCCUUUCAGAUCUCUUCUGGGGGAGCGAGAGCCAAGGCCUUGCAUACAUGCGGCUCCCACUUGCUGGUCAUCCUCACCAUCUAUCUCUCUGGUCUUUCCACUUCUAUUGUAUUCCGAGUAGCCAGGACUGUGUCUCAGGAUGUCCAGAAUCUUCUCAGUGCCAUAUACUUGCUGCUCCCAGGAGCCUUGAAUCCUGUCAUUUAUGGGGUGAGGACUAAGGAGAUCCGGCAACAUGUAGAAAAGAUGCUCUGUGGAAAAGAAUCAGUCCAGAAUGUUAGGGAGAAACCAAAGAGGAUGCAGAACAUGAGAGUGGAAAGGAAAUUGCCAGGGUAA
Messenger RNA from Propithecus coquereli (Coquerel's sifaka), 1020 nucleotides. Its product is annotated as olfactory receptor 52Z1-like. NCBI's taxonomy places the organism in Eukaryota, Metazoa, Chordata, Mammalia, Primates, Indriidae. Bases 1 to 1020 code for a protein of 339 amino acids. Gene Ontology annotation, cellular component: membrane. The transcript has a single exon. The record is from RefSeq and is a predicted model, not a curated record. Gene Ontology annotation, biological process: G protein-coupled receptor signaling pathway. Gene Ontology annotation, molecular function: olfactory receptor activity; G protein-coupled receptor activity.